This is a messenger RNA of Gaeumannomyces tritici R3-111a-1, 1386 nucleotides long. RefSeq names its product NADH-ubiquinone oxidoreductase 30.4 kDa subunit. NCBI's taxonomy places the organism in Eukaryota, Fungi, Ascomycota, Sordariomycetes, Magnaporthales, Magnaporthaceae. The record is from RefSeq and is a predicted model, not a curated record. The coding region runs from base 366 to 1241 and encodes 291 amino acids. The transcript is spliced from 2 exons. Gene Ontology annotation, molecular function: NADH dehydrogenase (ubiquinone) activity.
ACUAUCGUUUCUAUAAUUAUUCCUAUUUUAUUCAUAUUUUUACUCCUUUUAUGAUUUAUAUUUUUAUACUUUUUCCUAUUCGUAUUCCUUGCCCGAACUGCUGGAGGUGGGCGUGCCGACUUCUCAACGACCUUUCAGCAAGGGCAAUUGGCGGCUCCUAAUUGGUCAGCAUGCCCCACCAUCGAGACUGGAGCAGCGCGGAAUUUCGGCCUCAGGACUGCGGGAGGUUGCUAUCGCCUGGACUCCCUCAAGAGGCCUCGACGGUUCUAUAGAGCACCGAAGCCGCCGACGACAACAUCGCAGCCCCCCCAGAAACAGGCCCUGCCACCCUAUCAAUUGGCCGACUCUCUCGCCCCCCCGCAGCCAUGGCGAGCAAAGUGUGCAGGAGCAGGGCGCUCGCCUCGGCUCUGCGGCCGGUCGUACGGACCGACGCCAUCGCCUCCUCCCCGGCCGCCGUGCGGCUCUUCUCGGCCACGGCAGCCCGUGACGUCGUCGUGCCCAAGGAUGCGCCGAACCUGAGGCAGGCCCCCCGCCCAGUCACGGGCGUGCUCCAGGCACCCCUGGUCAACCCGGCCGACAAGUACGCCUCCAAGGCCGAGAACCUGCACCGCUACGGCAACUGGCUCAUGACCUGCCUACCCAAGUACAUCCAGCAGUUCUCGCUCUGGAAGGACGAGUUGACCAUCUACAUCUGCCCCUCGGGCGUCAUCCCCGUCUUUUCCUUCCUCAAAUACAACACCUCGGCCGAGUUCACACAGGUCAGCAGCAUCACUGCCGUCGACUUCCCCACGCGCGACCAGCGGUUCGAGAUUGUGUACAACCUCCUCAGCGUGCGCCACAACGCCCGCGUCCGCGUCAAGACGUACGCCGACGAGGCCUCCCCCGUGCCCUCGGUCACGAGCCUGUACGACGGCGCCAACUGGUACGAGCGCGAGGUCUACGACAUGUUUGGCGUCUUCUUCGCCGGGCACCCGGACCUGCGCCGCAUCAUGACAGACUACGGCUUCGAGGGCCACCCGCUGCGCAAGGACUUCCCCCUCACCGGCUACACCGAGAUCCGGUACGACGAGGAGAAGAAGCGCAUCGUCACGGAGCCCCUCGAGCUCACGCAGGCAUUCCGCAACUUUGAGGGCGGCACCAGCGCCUGGGAGCAGGUCGGCGCAGGCGUUGAUAGGAAACCCGAGUCUUUUAAGUUGCCAACUCCCAAGCCGGAGGAGAAGCCGGAGGAGCCUAAAAAGUAAAGGAGAAAGGCCGGAAAAAAUAACUAAAAGACUCAAUUAACCAUUUUGCGUCUGCCACCGUGUAUAUAUUUCCCCUGUGAGAAAUGGAGCUCCAAUGUCGGGCUGUUCGUUGCGUGUUUUUUUUUUACCUGAACCUAGCGAACAG